Penicillium lagena is the source of this 1026-nucleotide messenger RNA. RefSeq lists its product as uncharacterized. The record is from RefSeq and is a predicted model, not a curated record. Bases 1 to 1026 code for a protein of 341 amino acids. Lineage: Eukaryota; Fungi; Ascomycota; Eurotiomycetes; Eurotiales; Aspergillaceae. The transcript has 5 exons.
AUGACACGAAUCUUUCUUACAGGCGCCUCGGGAUACAUUGGCGGGGAUAUCCUGCAUGCCCUCGCAUCUGCGCAUCCAGAAUAUGAGUGCAGUGUCUUGGUUCGAGACAGCGCCAAAGCGGCUGCGGUCUCGAAGGCAUAUCCAGAUGUCCGUACUGUUUUGGGAGAUCUUGACUCCUCAUCGCUCAUAGAAGAGGAGGUAGCUCAUGCCGAUAUUGUUAUCAACGCUGCCAGCAACAGGCAUAUGAAAAGUGCCAAAGCAAUUGCCGCUGGUCUGGCUCGCCGCACUGGAUCCAAGCCUGGCUACUGGAUCCAAAUUUCUGGCGCGACUGUUCUCGCAAUUCCUGAUAUUAUCAACGAACGUUUCGGAGAGAGAAGUGAUAAGGUUGUCAGUGAUAUCGAUAAUGCCGAUGAGAUUCGUGAAAUCGUUCGUCAGAACGCUGACCGGCGAGUGUUGGAUAAUUUUAUUCUCAACAAUGUCAACGGCCCGAAAACGGCUCUGAUAUUUGGACCGAUGAUCUAUGGCCAGGCGAGAGGGCCGGUCAAUCAGCGAAGCGUGCAGGUCCCCGAACUGGUAAGAGUCACUCUGCAGAACCGGGGUGCUGUGCAAGUCGGUAAGGGUGAAAGCACAUGGAGUAAUAUCCACAUCUUCGACUUGACUGAUAUUGUCAUACGACUGGUUGAGAAGGCCGUUAAGGGUGAGGAUAGUGGUCUCUGGAAUCAGGAUGGGCUGUAUUUCACGAGCAACGAUAGGGACAACGACCUGCUGAGCUUUGGAACGGUCUCACAGCUUGUGGCUCAGGCGGCGCAUGGCCUCGGCCUAGCGGACUCGGCGUCGGUCAAGAGCAUCAGCUAUGAUGAGGCAGAAAAGCUGUCUGAGCAUGCCGGUAUCCUUUGGGGCACCAAUGCACAGCAGCGCUCUCAGCGUGCUUUACAGCGUCUGGGGUGGGCUCCAAAGGCCGACUCUCUGGAAAAGGAUAUCCCCGCAAUAAUUCGUGCUGAAGCAGCUCGUCUGGGUUUGGUGUAG